Molecule: messenger RNA, 2514 nt
Organism: Solenopsis invicta (red fire ant)
Lineage: Eukaryota; Metazoa; Arthropoda; Insecta; Hymenoptera; Formicidae
Product: cuticle protein 64
Exons: 3
Coding region: 60-767 (235 amino acids)
Source: RefSeq, a predicted model, not a curated record
GUAUAUAAAGUCCGACCAAGUCGGUCGUAGGCACAUUCAAGCAAUCGCCGGUCGGCACGAUGAAGACCCUCUUCGUUUCGUUUGCCCUGUGCGCCAUUGUUGCUGCGGCAUCUCGUGAGCGACGAGAAGCUGUCUUGGGCGGUCACGGAUAUUAUGGUGGUCAUGGAGCUUACGGUGGUCAUGGAGCUUACGGAGCUUACGGGGGUCUAGGCUACGGCGGACAUGGGGUAGCUGUUACUGGACCACUUCUUGGAGCAGCGAGUGUCGUGGGUCCACACGUGGGUGCCACCUCUGUUGCCGCCCCAGCGAUAGGUCCGGCUCGUUUAUCCGGAUCGAUGGCUGGUCCUGUUCACGUGACGGGCGCCGUUGCUGGGCCAGCUGUUGUGACCGCGUCGGUCGCUGGUCCAGCGCACGUGGAAGGUUACGGUGGUCCGUACGACGGUGCCUAUGGUGGUUACGAUGGUGGCUAUGGCGGUGGUUAUGCAGGUGGUUAUGGCGGUAAUUAUGUCGGAGGUUACGGAGGAUAUGCGGCUGGUCCUGCCUACGGUUACGCAGGAUACGGCGGCAGUCACGGAGGGCACGGAGUAGUUGUUGCCGGACCGGCUACCCACGGCGCGGUUCUGGCCGGACCUCAUUCCGGAAGCGCGGCUGUUUCUGGACCGCACGCCGGUUCGGUGGUGAUCGCCGGUCCCUCCGGAAAGAUCACGGCUCAUGGAAGCGGUUACGGUGCCGCCAUCCAUGCCGGCCACGGCCACGGUCACUGGUAACGCGCUCACAACCGUCUAAAAAAUGCAAAAGAAAAUAAUCUCUCUAAAUCGUCGUCGUCGGGUCGAAAGUAGAGAUUUCUCCCCCACGCGAAUUUCUAAGAGAGAUUGUGAAGAAGUAUUAUGGGGGUAUAAAAUUGCUGUAACACGACGACGCUCUUCGCGCUCGAUGGCUCUCGGUUGACGGCGCGCGCAUGAAUACUUACACCUCUUUUCUGUACAAAUGGAAUUCACUCUUCUCUUUGUAAAAGAAUAUUUGUAACGUAAAAGGAAGAUAUUUUGCGUAAUAUAAAAGAAAACAAUAACCCAGAGAGCCCAUAUCUAUACAUAAUGUAUGGCUUGAUGUAUCUCAUCAAUUAGUUUGAUCUCGCCAAUCAAAAUUUUGAUCUAUCAAAUUGCUGUGUAUUACAUGUGAUGUAUCGCUUCUGUAUUAUAUAUCCUUAAAUCUAACAGACUUUAUAAACGCAAUUAUUCAAAGAUGAUUAAAUCGGAUUGUACGAUUAUGAGAGGCAUUGCUUCAAUUAAUUUCUCCAAAAAUUCUACGGUGAAGAAUCACGCAGAAGUCUUGUAAUGUGUUUGAGCCGGGUGCGGUUAAGUCAAUUAUCCUAUCGCGAAUUACCGUGGCAAUCUGAUUAACUAAUCCAACCAUCUCUUCUAUCAGCAAACCACAAAUUAUCCAUGAUGAAAGCAAUGGAUGAUGCGGAGAUUAUAUCCGACGAAUUAGUCUUGAAUAAUCGUUUGCCACUUGAGCAAACCAUUACCGUUUAAAUUAUGCAAGCGAUAAUACAAGGUAAUCGAAAACUAACUUCGUGCAUGAAACAUGCAUUUAUAUGGUAUAUCCAAUAAAACUAAAACAUAAUUUAUAAGUUGUAUUAUAAAAGACAAAAUUGCGUAGAAGUUUCAAAAGCAGGUUUUUUUGCUCGAUAUUUCUUUUGCUAAUUCAAAUUUAGCACGCUGUAAUCUUACGUUAACAAUAACAAAUAAGCAUUCCAGUGCGCUUAAUUAACUGAAAUCUGUAGAAAUUCAUUUACUAACAAUUUAUGCUUUAUGCUUCCGUCCAACGUGACUCGUUUAGUCUAAAAUUCAUCGUCACGCUGCCUUCUCUGCACUUCGUUAUCUAGCCCAUUUCGUCAUGAUUUUCGAGAGAAUAUGGAAAUAGCGUUUAACAAUUGUUCAUUACAGUGAUUAGAGCGGUUGCACGUUUCACGUUGCGUACCGUUCAACUAGAUUAUUGUUAUAUCGGCGAUGCAUAUCACUCGAUACAAUAGAUCACUCGCGGUGUCCGUGUUCGAGUACGAUCGCACGCAAGGAGUUCGCAGUUGAUGUAAAUGACACAGAUCCGGCGUAAACGCGUAUCUUAAUGCAACGCGUAAUGAUCGUUGCCGUAAAGGGUAAGGUCGUCGCGAGCGUGACUCAACGAGCGGACGUCGUGGUUCGCCACUCAUAAGCUGAACAUGAAAAGUCAUGGUCGGAGAGAAACUACAUGGAACGACAGCUUGUAAAACACUGAUGUAAAUUGGAAAUUCCAUUACUAUACUGAAGAUAAUUUGAUAUCGUUAAUUCAAUAUCCAUUUAAUAGUAUUAUGAUAUUUCAUCGUCACAACUGAUUUGCAAUAUUAUGGAUUGAGAUUAUACUUUAAUGUAUACAUUACAACAAUCUAUCUGGACAUAUCAAUGCUAAACUAAUUCCAAUGUUAUUACAUUAGCGAUUGGUGAUUGCGUAUUAAAAUAAAUAAUUAUUUCGUUACGG